Molecule: messenger RNA, 1294 nt
Organism: Anopheles funestus (African malaria mosquito)
Lineage: Eukaryota; Metazoa; Arthropoda; Insecta; Diptera; Culicidae
Exons: 4
Coding region: 19-1065 (348 amino acids)
Molecular function (GO): galactoside binding; carbohydrate binding
Source: RefSeq, a predicted model, not a curated record
CAUCACCUUGCACCAACCAUGUUGACGACAUUCGCCGGAACCUUAAGCUGCCCGGUAGCGAUCGGGCAUAUCUUUCACAUACGCGCUAAAUCCAUUGACGACGCUGAAAGGCUCGAUAUUGGGUUUCAAGCAGACAAGACAAACGAUUCGGACGCUCUGUUGCAUCUUUCCAUACGGUACGAAGAUCAACGGAUAGUACGUAAUGCUCGGUUGGGCGGACAGUGGCAACAACCCGAACAACACAGCGAUCCAUCGUCGAAAGUGCUUCAACGGAUUGUAACUGGUGCGACAUUUUGUUUUUUUCAUAUGUGUGCGGGUGAUCUUAAACUAAUUGCCAACAUUUCCCCCCUCCCUCCACAUCCACCAGGUAAGGUGUUCACCGUGUACAUACUCGUCGGAGACCAGCAGUUCCACAUCGCUUUCGAGGGCAGCCAUGUUUGCUCCUUCCCGAUCAAAGGCCCGUUGGCUGAAGUGAAAUCUAUCACAAUCACGAAAGACGUCCAUCAGGUACUGUGCGUAGACCAUCGGCAGUCCUUCCCGUUCCCAUUUCCGGCACUGCAGAGCGAGGAUAGUUCGUACUACUUUUCCAACGAUGUUCCCAAACCAUUCCUGCCAGGACACAUCAUCAUACUAACUGCUAUCCCGUUCGGGAAUCCACGCGGUGGCUUCAUCCUGAAGUUUAAUGAGAAUGGAAGCAAAAAGCAAGCGCUACACUUCAAUCCACGCUUUGAUCCGCACUACGUGGUCGUCCGGAACUCGCACGCAUCUGACGCACUUGACUUCCGACAGGAGGAACGAUCCGGCGGAUUUCCCUUCAUUAUCGAUCAGCAGUUCAAGCUGGCUAUCGGGCUAGCGGAGCAAGAGUUCAAGUUUGCCAUCAACGGUAGCAAGUUUGAGACGUAUACCUACAAAAACAACCGUCAACUGGAUGUCCUCAAUGGGUUCCGCAUUGAGUGUACGAAUGGUUUACAGCUUGAGGUUACCGCUGUCGACCAUUACUAUUCCGGGGUGCCCAACUGUGACGGGUUUGAGGAAUACUCCGAUCCGGACGUGGACAUUAUGUAGUGUAAGUUACGCUUGGUGAAGUUAGUUACUUCGUACCGGGUACGAUAGCUUUAGCUUAUCGAGCUUGAGGCGUGAAAAAUACUGACUGUCAUACCUAUACCUUUUUUUCAUACAAAGAGAUACUGUAAGCAUGCGCCUGCGUUGCGAUUAAAUCAGACAUCAGUACGUCAUGCACCAAAUUCACAUAUAAUACAAAUUUGGAAAAUAUACAUCCACAAUGUGACAAACA